Vollenhovia emeryi is the source of this 2342-nucleotide messenger RNA. RefSeq names its product facilitated trehalose transporter Tret1-2 homolog. Gene Ontology annotation, cellular component: membrane. Gene Ontology annotation, molecular function: transmembrane transporter activity. The record is from RefSeq and is a predicted model, not a curated record. Lineage: Eukaryota; Metazoa; Arthropoda; Insecta; Hymenoptera; Formicidae. The transcript is spliced from 7 exons. The coding region runs from base 571 to 2172 and encodes 533 amino acids. Gene Ontology annotation, biological process: transmembrane transport.
GGGUCGGCCCGGGUCUGCAAUUGUCUCUUCGUCGACGUCUCCUCGGCACUCGUGUCCUCCCUAAUUUAUGACCCGCGUCCACGUAAACGCUCGCGAUUAUCGCGGACGAGUGAGUACCGAUGACAGGUUUCCCGGGAGGACGCGAGAGCGAGAAGUAGAGAGAUUCUGUUUUGUCACCGCCGACACCAGUGCCGAUAUGGAAGAGGAUUGCGCAAGGCGUUAGAGAGGAAUAUCCUUGCCACUGCCUGAUCCGCCCGAGAGAGUAAGCUGAUAAUUGCAAGGUAUUACUUGCGCUACAAUGUGAUCGGUGUCGAGGUGAGUUAACACUUCUCGUCGCGGAUCAAAGUUGCGCGAGUUCGUCGAGAUCGAGAUCCACCCGAGGCGGGUGCUCGCGGACUGUUUUGCACGAUUGCGAUCGCGUGCUAUCAUCGCGGUCUCAUUAUUCGCAACGAGGGAAGCCGGAAGCGAUUCGCCGGACGACUCGUCCAACUUUUUCUUUUGGAAUCGCGGAAAAGAGACGUGCAACGAGAGCCGAUCUUAGAGUCACCUGACCGCGUUUCGAGGCGCACGAUGAUCACGCGGACGAAGCUCUGGUGGAAGAUCCUUCAUUCCGGCGACAAGAAUGAUAUUCUCGCGGGCUUGGCCGCGCACUCCGGCCAGAUUUCCGUGGGUCUCUCCCAGGGAUACAGCGCGAUCCUGAUACCGAAGCUCCUCGAGACCAACUUCGCGGACCAGUCGCAGGCCUCGUGGAUCGCCUCUCUCGGUGUCAUCUCGAAUCCCCUCGGCGCCCUCGUCGCCGGGGUCUGCGCCGAAUGUCUCGGCCGCAGGUCCGCGAUCGCCCUGGCCACGUUACCGCACGUCAUCGGCUGGCUGCUGAUCGCGUUAUCGAGAAACGUGCCGAUGCUAUACGCCGGUAGAUUCGUCAGCGGCCUUGGCACCGGCAUGGCCAACGGACUCUAUCUCUACGUCAGCGAGACGGCAGCGCCAGAUCAAAGAGCCUGGCUCGCGAGCUGCGGACCAAUUCUGGUCUCCCUGGGCGUCUUGGUGAUAUACACCCUAGGUGCCGUCACGACGUGGCAAAAGGCGGCUGCUAUCAGCAUCGGACCCGCAAUUUUAACGCUCGCGUUGACACGGACGUUGCCGGAAACCCCAGCCUGGCUAGCGUCGCGGGGUCGAACGGACGAGGCGAAGGAGGCCCUCCUGUGGCUGCGAGGCCCCGGACUGAACGUCGACGAAGAGUAUCGGGAACUCUGCGAGACGAACGCGAAGCGGAAGGAGAAGAAGGAGGGCCUGUUGCGGGCGCUGCAUAAGCCCAACGUGUGGAAACCGUUCCUGAUACUCCUCGCCUUCUUCACGCUCCAGCAGCUGUCCGGCAUCUACGUGAUCCUGUUUUACGCCGUGAGCGUGCUCAAGGACAUCGGCAUAGACGUGAACGAAUACGCGGCCAGCGUGGGCAUGGGUGUAAUCAGGCUGUUCGCGUCGAUCCUCGGCGCCGGACUUGCUAACAGCUUCGGUAGGAAGAUCCUGGCCUUCGCCAGCGGUUUUGGCAUGGCCGCCUCCGCCGUGGGAGUCGCCCUCUUCUUCAGAUUCGAACUUUCAUCGUGGGUGCCACUACUCUGCAUCGGGACCCACGUGGGCGCGUCCAUGAUCGGCUAUCUCACGCUGCCGUGGGUCAUGACCUCGGAAUUGUACCCGCUGAGGUUCAGGGGCAGCCUGGGAGGUCUCACGACCAGCAUCGCGCAGAUAUUAACGUUCACCGCGAUCAAAACGUAUCCGGAUCUGAACGCCAUCGUCGGCCUGGAGUUCACGAUGUGGAUAUUCGGCGCGGCCGGCGUGCUGGGCGCGAUCUUCGCCUUGGCGAUGUUGCCGGAGACCCGCGGACGCAGCCUCGACGAUAUCGAGAUGAAGUUCUCCAGCAGGCAGUGCGACAGCUCGUCGUACGCCCGCAAGAUCUUCCCCAGCGUGUGGCCGAAGAACAUCAUUCUCCAGCGAUUCACGUCGAUCUCGGAGGAGAAGCAAUCGAAUAUCGCGGCGAACGCGUACGUUUACGACAAUUUCUGCCUGGAGCUGUCCCCGGAGAAACUCGAGAAGGAUAUCAAAAUCCCUGAGAGAGAAUCCAUUCGGGAUCAACGAAUCGUAACCGGCAUCGCGCUCGAACGCGUGUGCGUUUAAUGCGAGAAAUCCGGAACUUUUGCCAGAGAUCAUUCUUGCGCGAAUUUAUGUGGCAUUAGUUUACGCGUUUAAGAGAUAAUUAUUUAUUUAUUUUAUACAAUUAAUUAAGAAACCGAGGAUUACGUUGUUGACAAUCGCGAUUGGUAUAGAUACCGAUUCGUAUCAAUCAU